GUACGGUGGAAGGAAACUGGAGGGAGGGGAAUCGAAUUCGAUCGAUGGCGGUGGAGUUGCUCGCCCUCUCCAAGUUCAAGCUUCAGCUCCUCGCGCUAAUCGCCCAGACUCGAGGCGUCAGAGAAGGCGAACGAGCCGUGCGAGAGGAGCUCCAGCUUUCCAUCCAGAGGCGGGAGCAAAUCGAAGCGGAGUACACGAAGAGGUUGCAGGAUUUGCCAGCGCGGAUCGUGUCCCUCGAGGAGUCGCAUUGCAGGCUGGAUAGCAAGAUAAAGUAUCUUGAGACCGAGAAAAAUUUGCUGGAGAAAAAAGAGACAGAAUUGAAAGAAAUCAUCAAUGGCUUGCUAGCAUCAAGGGAGGCUCUCCUAGACAAUUAUAAUGAUUCUACAUAUCAACUGAAACGAAGCAUUCAAAAGAGGGAUAAAAAGCUUGUGAUCCUCACAGAAAAGAUGGAUGCUCAAUUUCAGUUGUUUGACUCAAUUGAGAAGGAAGCAGCUGCCGUUAAGCAGGCUGUAAAUACUGUUGAAGAUAUUGUAAAUGGAAAGGAACAAGAAGUCAGUAGAUUAAAGAGGAAAGUAGAUCAAAUCACAACUCUUGGAAAGGAUUUUGUUGAGAGAAUUUUGUAUCUUGAAAAGAAGCUUAGCAAUCACCAGCUUGAACUUCGAAGGAAAGAUGCUGACAUUAUCAAUUUAAAUGAAAAGCUCGAAGCAGAGAAACUAAGCAGAAAGUUUCAGCCACAAAUUGAAGAACUCCAGACAACUUUGUUGGUGAAAGAUGAACUCAUACAAAGGUUAACCAUGGAGAAGCAGAAGCUUCAUCUUCAACUUGGAAAAAUGGAAGUGGUGCUUAGGAAGAUUCAAGAUCCCGUACUCAAAUUAAUUUCUCAGGAUCAGGAAAUGUUACUUCCAGCUCUAGGAAGUCAAGAAACUCGUGACAUGAUUAACACAGACAAACACAUUUCAUGUGGUUCUCCAGGAACAGCGAGCAAAGACAUACCUAUGAUUGAUAAUCCCUACAAAGAUCCGGAUGCUUCUUCCGUUCAUCAUCAUGUCGGCAUGAACUCGACUACUGAUGCAGGAGACUGAAGGCCUUCGCUUUGCGAUAUUGAAAUUUGGGUUAUACAUGUUUGAAACUUCAGUAUAAUCUGUG
Messenger RNA from Zingiber officinale, 1146 nucleotides. Its product is annotated as coiled-coil domain-containing protein 18-like. The transcript is spliced from 12 exons. The coding region runs from base 45 to 1082 and encodes 345 amino acids. Lineage: Eukaryota; Viridiplantae; Streptophyta; Magnoliopsida; Zingiberales; Zingiberaceae. The record is from RefSeq and is a predicted model, not a curated record.